UUAACGAGAUAAUUUCUGUUUCUGCCAUUAAUCCAUCAAUCCUCCGACGUGUAAACCUCCCAAUUUAGACUUGUUUUCACAAAACGUUUUUCAUCAACUCACAUACCCAUCCUUUUACAGCUCAUACUUGGCAGUUUUGUUUUCAAAAAACACUUUCAAAAAACUCAUAUAGAUAGACUCACUAAAUUCACAACAAUCACAAACUUCAUUCAUUCAAUCCAAAUCCCCUCAAUUCGUCAUACAUUACUCAAAUUUGACAAUACUUGGCAGUUUUGUUUUCAAAAAACACUUUUAAUUCAAAAUCUCUAAUUGUUAUAAAAUUUUUCUCAUUUCAAUCGGUUGAAAUUUGAGAUACUGAGAUACUAUACAAUCAAUCAUGUUAUCGGUGUCGCCGCAGCCUCUGAGUUUGUUAGAGGAAAUGCUGGAUACGCUCCGGCGGAGGGACAAGGAAGACCGGCAGGAGGACUCGCCGCCGGCGUUGCCGGUGAGGCCGAUUUCUAGGGCUCGGCUUCCCUCCGCCAGAAUAAUCUUGCCGGCGAACAUUGAUGUGAUCGCCGGCGGGGAAUCUCCGGCGAACUUGUCUAAACAAUCUAGUAAAAAGAAAGAGGUUAAAAAAGCUAGGGAUUGUAGUUUUGGGAGUAAAAAGUACAGAGAGCUUCCCGAUCAAUCGCCGUAUGUUACGGUGGCGGAAGAGAAGGAAGGUGAAGUGAGGUUAGAGGAAACAAACCGUGCAAAUUUGGCGACUGAGCAUUUGCCAUCGAUGCCGAGGUUUCGGGAGUCUGAGUGGGAUGACAACAUUGGUUAUUUUAUUAAGAAGAAACUUCGUGUUUGGUGUCGGGUCCCAAAGGGGCAGUGGCAGUUGGGACAUAUACAAUCAACUUUAGGGGCAAAAGCAACUGUUUUGCUGUUAGAUGGAACUGUUGUGAAAGUGUCGACAGGAGAGCUCCAUCCUGCAAAUCCAGACAUCCUUGAGGGCGUGGAUGAUCUCAUACAGCUCAGUUAUUUGAAUGAGCCAUCAGUUCUUCACAACCUUCAGUACAGAUAUUCUCAUGAUAGUAUUUAUAGUAAAGCAGGACCGGUUUUAAUAGCAGUCAAUCCCUUCAAAGCUGUCCAAUGUUAUGGAAAGGAUUUUGUCACGGCUUAUAGGAAGAAGCUUCUUAACAAGCCUCAUGUUUUUGCUAUAGCAGAUACUGCCUAUAAUGAGAUGAUGAGAGAUGAAAAAAACCAAUCCAUCAUCAUAAGUGGGGAAAGUGGAGCUGGGAAAACGGAAACAGCAAAAGUUGCAAUGCAAUACCUGGCUGCUCUUGGUGGUGGCAGUGGUGGGGUAGAAAGUGAAAUCCUCCAGACAAGCUCUGUACUGGAAGCAUUUGGGAAUGCAAAAACUUCCAGGAAUGACAACUCUAGCCGAUUUGGAAAGUUGAUUGAGAUUCAUUUUAGUUCAACAGGGAAAAUAUGUGGUGCUCAAAUCCAGACCUUUCUGCUCGAAAAGUCAAGAGUGGUUCAGCUCACCCAUGAAGAAAGGUCGUACCAUAUCUUCUACCAACUUUGUGCUGGUGCUCCAUCAAGCCUCAAAGAUAGACUGAACCUAAAAACGGCAAGUGUGUAUAAUUAUCUAAAUCAGAGUGACUGCUUGGUCAUCGAUGAUGUUGAUGAUGCUCGGAAUUUUCAAAUGCUUAUGGAAGCCUUUGAUACUGUUCAAAUUAGCAAAGAAGAUCAAGAAAAUGCCUUUGAAAUGCUUGCUGCAGUGUUAUGGCUGGGAAACAUAUCAUUUCAAGUAAUUGACAAUGAAAAUCAUGUGGAAGUAGUGGCUGAUGAAGCUGUUACCAGUGCUGCUAGAUUGAUGGGUUGCAGCACUGAGGACCUGAUGUUAGCUUUAUCUACCCAUAGAAUCAAAGCUGGGAAGGAUAUUUUCUCCAAAAAGUUAACGUUGCAGAAGGCAAUUGAGACAAGAGAUGCUUUGGCGAAAUUCAUCUAUGCAAGCUUGUUUGACUGGCUAGUUGAAGGAAUUAAUAAGUUGCUUGCAUUGGGAAAACGGUGUACUGGGAGAUCCAUAAGUAUCCUGGAUAUCUAUGGUUUCGAGUCAUUUAAGAAGAAUAGCUUCGAACAGUUUUGUAUAAACUAUGCGAAUGAGAGACUGCAACAGCAUUUCAAUCGGCAUCUGUUUAAACUGGAGCAGGAGGAAUAUGAAUCGGAUGGUAUUGAUUGGACCAAAGUAGAUUUUGAAGACAACCAAGUCUGUUUGGAUCUCGUUGAGAAGAAACCUAUAGGGCUAAUAUCUUUGUUGGAUGAGGAAUCAAAUUUCCCCAAGGCCACUGAUUUGACCUUUGCUAAUAAGCUUAAGCAACACUUGAAUGGCAAUCCUUGCUUUAAAGGAGAAAGAGGUGGAGCUUUCAGUAUUCGCCAUUAUGCUGGAGAGGUUCUGUAUGGCACAAGUGGCUUCUUGGAAAAGAACAGAGAUUCACUGCACUCUGAUACCCUUCAACUCCUUUCAUCAUGCAGUUGCCGGCUACCUCAGUUGUUUGCCUCCAAUAUGCUUAACCAAUUUUUGAAACCAGCCAGCCCUUUCCACCAUAUGGGUGUUUCUGAUUCCCAGAAGCAAAGCGUUGGCACAAAAUUCAAGGGUCAAUUAUUUAAAUUGAUGCAGCAGUUGGAGAGCUCCACACCACACUUCAUACGUUGCAUUAAACCAAAUAAUAAGCAGCUUCCUGGCAUGUUUGAAAAUGAUCUUGUCUUAGAGCAACUCAGGUGUUGCGGAGUUCUGGAGGUUGUCCGGAUCUCAAGAUCUGGCUAUCCUACUCGAGUGACACAUCAAGAAUUUGCCAGAAGAUAUGGUUUCCUACUUUCAGAGGAUCACCGUGCCUGUCAGGAUCCAUUAAGCAUAUCAGUGGCCGUACUGCAGCAAUUUGACAUCCUCCCUGAUAUGUACCAAGUUGGUUAUACAAAAUUGUACUUUAGAACAGGACAGAUUGCUGCAUUAGAGGAUACAAGAAAACAAGUUCUCCAUGGCACACUCGAGGUGCAGAAAAGAUUUCGUGGUCAACGUGUUCGUCAUCAAUUCCAUGAACUCAAGAAAGGAGUGACAGCACUGCAAUCAUUUAUCCGUGGUGAAAAUUAUAGAAGGGAGUAUGGUUUGUUGAAAAACAUGAGAGAUCAGGCUGCUCUCAAGACACUUGAAAAACAGAGGAGGGCGAUCAUCCAUUUACAAUCUGUAAUUCGUGGGUGGUCAGCCCAAAGGCAUUUUAUUCACCUGCAGAGAUUGAAAAAGUCAAAUGCUGACAAGGCAAAACGAAGGCAAAGGAGCAAGAUUUCAGAAGUUAAGCAGGAGGUGUUGCAAGAGGAUGGUAUUGUUCUGCCUGCAGUUCUAGAAGAGCUUCAACGGCGCAUGUCGAAGGCAGAAGCUACUCUAGAGCAAAAGGAGCAGGAAAAUGAUGCAUUACUGGAGCAGCUAGAUCAAUUUGAGGCAAAAUGGUCAGAGCAUGAGGCAAAGAUGAAAUCGAUGGAGGAGAUGUGGAAGAAUCAGAUUGAAUCUUUGCAAGCAAAUCUGGAUGCAGCAAAGAAGAGUUUCUCUGCUGCCAUCACGGCAGGUCAACUCGGGAGGCUAGAUGGUUCCCCUUCACCCCGCAAUUACGAUUCCGAGGAUGCCAUGUACAUGGGAGCACAAACUCCCGGUGGAGACACCCCCAUCAAGUCUUCUAAAAAUGUUGAAGUACCAGAGACUAAUGAUGCUUUGAAGGUUGUCGCUCAUCUGACAAAGGAGUUUGAGCAGAAGAAGCAGGAUUUCAAUGAUGAGGCCAAAGCCGUUGUCAAAUUAGGGUCUCCUCACGAUGAGCUUCGGAAGCUGAGACUCAAGUUCGAGACGUGGAAGAAUGAGUACAAGUCUCAGUUAAGAGAGGCAAAAGCAAAAAUAACCAAACUUGGGUAUUCUGAAGGGGGAAAAGGUUGGUGGGGAUUCAAAAGCUUGAGAUUUAUGUAGAAUUAGCUUUAGAUUAUACACAUCAUCUUAUUGUGGGUGUGGACAUAGACAACAAGAGUAGUGUAGUACCCUCGAAAAAUAAAUGUUGUUGAAACCCUACCUUCCAGAACAUUCUUGUGUUUUUAUGUCAUGCCAAUCUCUAUUACAUGGUGGAAGGAUUUACAAGCUUGUGUAUAGCCAAAAGGGUUCAAGAUUCACCUCAUUGUAGAGUCUGUGAAU
This is a messenger RNA of Camellia sinensis, 4192 nucleotides long. NCBI's taxonomy places the organism in Eukaryota, Viridiplantae, Streptophyta, Magnoliopsida, Ericales, Theaceae. The record is from RefSeq and is a predicted model, not a curated record.